Messenger RNA from Drosophila rhopaloa, 1804 nucleotides. RefSeq lists its product as uncharacterized. The transcript is spliced from 4 exons. Bases 749 to 1429 code for a protein of 226 amino acids. The record is from RefSeq and is a predicted model, not a curated record. NCBI's taxonomy places the organism in Eukaryota, Metazoa, Arthropoda, Insecta, Diptera, Drosophilidae.
UUAAUGGCAUUAAUGUGAUGGCCUUAACCAUUCUACUUUUUUAAUUUGUAUGGAAUUUCAUAUGUUCUUUAAUAAUUGGUGUGUAACAAGUUAAUAACAUUAUAAGAAUACAAUUGUUGUUUUGUGGGAAUGGGCUCAACAAAAUAUAUGGUUCCGAAAAUAUUAAUUCUUGUAUUUAAAUUAUAGGUUUAUAAAUAUAUCAAAUAGAUAUAAUUAAGAUAUAAAUGUAUUAUGGUAUGUAAUUUAAAAUGUUGAAGCAAAACCAUAAGAUUUUUCAAGAUCUAUGAAAUAAUUCAAAAUUUUUGUUUUUGUAAUUACUAAAAAGGAAGAAAACUUUUAAACAGAAGAGAUACCUGCGCUAUUUUAUAUUUACAAGCUUCAGUAUUUUCUACGGCUAUAAUAAUUUAAUACAAAGUGUUGACUACCCCUAACAUCGUGUAUCUCUGUUACGAUAAAGACUACAUAUGUUGCUACUUCAGACCUUGAUCGGUUAAACGAGCUUUGGCAGUUAGCCAGACUUCGUACGGCUCUCAUUUUUUCAUUUCAAUCCGAUUGCUCGUCGCGAACGCACGCAAAACUCGUCAGCGCAACGGAACAAAUAAAAUAAAAUAAACAUUUAUAAGUGGACCCGCAGAACGACUCAUUCAUUCAAAAUAUUCAGCGAUUGGGUGGCGCGUAACUUGUGCCUGUGUGAUAAGAACUUAAUUGAUAAAGGAAGUGACGGAACCCGCAUAUCAAAAAUCGCGAAAUGGCUCUGCGAAAGAGUUUGGCCUUCUGCAGCGCGCUUCUUUUGGUGCUGCUGCUGGCAGAUUCCCAUGCCAAGCCCUCGCAGGAUUUAAGCACAUCGCAAACGGAGCUAAGUGAUCUGAGGGGAGGAGGACCGUCCAAAAACAAGACAGCUGUCGUGGAGGACACUCCUUCAAGUUCCGACUCAGAGGCGGAAUCGGAGGAGCAGUCAAGGCGAUCGUAUCCUCACCGCGAUGAGGAUCAACUGAACUCGGCUACCAACUUGGUGCUGGCCCAGAACUACAAGUACGAUGUGGAGAUCCUCGAAUCAGGAGACGCAGAUCAAGAUGAUAGUGUCAUGGAUGACUCUGAUGACUUGGAGGAGCGUUUCAAGGGACGUGGUGUUGUCUUCAGCACGGAUACCGAAACCUUUGCCUCCGAAAACAUCGAAGUGACCCCGGUGGACGUGCAAGCGGAUGCGGUUAGCCAGGGUCACGUGCUGCUCGGCGUUGUGGUGGUGGCACUGGCCUUGGUCUCCAUCUGCCUGUACGCCGGACUGGUCAUAUGGCGCUCGCACCUGGAGCAGCGGUACGGAAUGCGCGAGCGACUGGUGAACCGGGAUCUGGAGGAGGAAGCGGGUGGCGACGAUAUCGAUUAUCACGUCUAUGCCCCGACCACCACGCCAGCAACGCCCAGGGCGUAGUCCGUUGAAAAUCUGGUCCGAUUUGAUCCGAUCCGGUGCGCGACAAUUGGACCUGGUUUCGGUUUAAAGUGCGCACUCACCACACAAUUCAGACGACAAUCCCAGCGACAACGAGGAUGGAGAGCGCGCUCAAUCGUCUAAUGAAUGCCAUAAAUUUCCACGACAGCUGAAAAGCAUUCCGCUUCCCAAUUACACUCUAAUGGCGAUGCUAAAGGUCAAAUCCGACUUCUAGCCGCGCAGUUGACAAGCUCCAAUUAGUUAUUAAGUUUCUGUGAUAUUGUUCUAGAGAUUCUUUUGUACGUCCUUGCACUAACAAUAUGCAUAGAGCCCACGUUUGUAAUCGAUAAUAAACAAGUAUUUGUAAAUUUAAACGAA